Molecule: messenger RNA, 7577 nt
Organism: Coccinella septempunctata (seven-spotted ladybird)
Lineage: Eukaryota; Metazoa; Arthropoda; Insecta; Coleoptera; Coccinellidae
Product: maternal protein pumilio-like
Exons: 14
Coding region: 329-3646 (1105 amino acids)
Biological process (GO): post-transcriptional regulation of gene expression
Cellular component (GO): cytoplasm; nucleus
Molecular function (GO): mRNA 3'-UTR binding
Source: RefSeq, a predicted model, not a curated record
ACGCAUCCGAACAAGUUUUAAAAUGGCGAGUGAUUUGAUUUGGGUGUUCUGUCAUUUUUAAAUCUACGAAAAUCAACUUGUAUAAAUGGCGUAAAUAAUUCUCACUACAAAUAUUGUACAUUGUAAAUAGUUUAUUGUAUAGUUAGUGAUAAUAUUUUGUGUUGUGAAUACGAAAUCUUCUGUUGAUUGGUGAUACAUCAUUGGAGUCGCCGUAUAAGAGGAUAUCUAACAAAAUCGGCGGCUGGCUCUUGGAUCCCAAAAUAUCGAAAUCUGCGUAAUUACCCUGUGUUUGAGCCUAUAGCGCUACUGAAAUUCAUAUAGGACCCAAAUGAAGUGGUUGGGUAGUGGUGAAGGAGAUGAAGUUUUAAAAUUAGAAAUGGAAAGAGGACCUCAAAGAACUCAAGAUGAUGCUUCAGUUGGCUAUGUCUUUCAACGUCCUCAUGAUCCGGAAUUUCCAACAUUUGCACCAAAACAACUACGUUGGGCAAAUAUGGCUGGAGACGACAGUAUAAUAGAUAAUCCAGACAAGUGGAAAUAUCCGGUCAAUUCUAAAGUGACCACUCCCACUAACGUUACUCCUUAUAUGGGUUCUAGUGGCAUGUCUACAGGUUUGUACGAUUUCGAACAGAGCAAAAACAUUCCCCAGGAGCACCUUGUUUACAUGUCUAAUAUUUCCAACGUCAACCAAAUUCAAAGCGGUAUGUCUAUCCAUCCACCGCAGUAUAUGCCCCAGACUCUGGCCCAGCAGUUGCCUUUCAGGCAGCUCCCCCAGCAGAUCGCUCCUGCGGCCAAAAAGUUAUGGGGCCUCGAAGGAAAAGAUGCGAAAUCGCUUGCAUUGAACCAUCUGAAUCAUCACGAUGGGGGUGUGUGGAGAGACCCCACUUGGGCAGCACCAGUAGAACAUCCCAUGUCAGCGUCCCUCAUCAACCGAAGAGGCGGUUUUCCCGGAGGAGACACAGGAAGCAUACUGUCGCCCCGCGGGUCCGAUAACGGAGCUGGUUUGGGAGUGAAGAUGGUCGAGUAUGUUCUGGGCACGUCGCCGACCAACAAAGACAUCUCCGGUUUGGAACCGAGAAUGAGAGCUCUCCACCUGGACGAAAAGGACAAGGACAAACCGCAGAGCCCGAAAGAGGUUGAAGUCAAUGGACAGGUCAUGCAGAACGGACAGAUGUCCGAGGAGGAGAAAGGAUUCAAAUCUUCGUAUUGCAGUAGGACGCCCGGAAGUAGACAACCAUCCCCCGCCGAAGAGGAACUGAGCAAAAAUAGCAUUCUGGACCCCAGCAUCGUCGUCAUGAAACCUCAGGAGCAGCUGCCCCAGCACAUGGCCCACCAUCUACCGCCACACAUGACUCCUCACCUGGGCGUGACACUUGCCGAAUCGGUGAAUCAGCAAUUCGAACACUUCACGGAGCAGCCCCCUCCGAACACGUACGACCAGCAGCAGCACCAGGGCUACCCUCCGCCGCCCCAGAGUCACCAGGUGGACAACGCGGUGUUGCAGCAGCAGCAACAGCAGCACAACUUCGAUGUACAGCAACUGUUCAGAUCUCAACAAACCCAAGCGCAGACGCCCAACGCUGCCCAGUUGCAGCUGCUGCAACAGCAGCAGCAACAGUACCUGGCGCAACAACAGCAAGCCGCUUUUCCACAGCCGCCGUACGUGCUGAACCCCCAGCAAGAUCAACCCUACUUAAUCACCACAGGAGUGCCCCAAUAUUACGGAGUAGGCCCGUGGGUGUAUCCCGCACCGGCCAACUUGAUACAGCAAGGAGCUAGCAAUGGACCAAGAAGGCCCAUCACACCCAACGGUACCGCAGAGGCCCAGCAACAAGUGCAGCCACAAGUACCAGGCGGUUACAUUCUCCCUUACUACGAUCAGAAUACACCUAUUAUUAUGGCACAAGGCGCUGCUAUGCGCAAUGGCACUCCUAUGCGUUUAGUGAGCCCUGCACCUGUGCUAGUACAACCACAGGCUAAUAGACAAACUCCUGCUGGAGCUUCUCUCUAUUCCAAUACACCUCAGAGCCUUUACAAUGCUAACGUUAAUACUUCCGUAAAUGGAGGUACUUUGGGAGGUGUGGCACAGGGUGUUGGUUCCGGGCUUUUCCCAGCUCUUCAUGCGGCUCCUCCUUCAGCUGCUUUCGGAAGUUCCUCGCUUGGAAAUUUGGGAUCAACUGCUACCACUUCAUCUCUCCAUUCAGGCUUGGGUUUGAACACAUCAUCAUCGGGUAGACGAGAUUCGUUCGAUCGCAAUACUUCUGCUUUCUCGCCAUCUUUAGACUACAGACAGAAAUGGCCGACAUCAUACAACAUCGGGAGCAGUCCAAGUCCGUUGACGGGAAGCUUGACACCGCCGCCAGCGCCGUCUCUACAACUUGGCGGUCUGGUAGCAUCGAGGGUUAUGUCUGCCGCACCGGGGGCGGAAGCGAAAUACAGGAAUUCAGUUGCGGCAGGUUUAACAGCCAAUACGAUGUUCGGAUCGACGAGCUCGCUGUUCACGAAAAUUAACAAUUCUCUGGCUGCUGUUCCGAGCACCUUGGACAAGGGGCCGCAGGGAAGAUCAAGGCUCCUGGAAGAUUUCAGGAAUAACAGAUAUCCUAACUUGCAGCUGAGAGACUUGGCCAACCAUAUAGUAGAAUUCUCCCAGGACCAACAUGGAUCUCGUUUCAUCCAGCAGAAACUGGAGAGGGCGACUGCCGCAGAGAAACAGAUGGUCUUCAACGAGAUCCUGUCCGCCGCUUACAAUCUCAUGACCGACGUGUUCGGAAAUUAUGUGAUUCAGAAAUUCUUCGAGUUCGGCACUCAAGAGCAGAAGACCACGUUGGCGCAGAAAGUUAGGGGACACGUUCUGCCUCUGGCCUUACAGAUGUACGGCUGCAGGGUUAUACAGAAAGCUCUGGAAUCUAUACCGCCCGAACAACAGCAAGAGAUCGUGAGGGAGUUGGACGGUCAUGUAUUGAAAUGCGUGAAAGAUCAGAACGGAAAUCACGUGGUGCAGAAAUGCAUCGAAUGUGUCGAUCCUAACGCAUUGCAGUUCAUUAUCCAAUCAUUCUCUGGACAAGUCUACACUCUAUCCACCCAUCCCUACGGAUGUCGUGUAAUUCAACGUAUAUUGGAACAUUGUACACAAGAACAGACUGCUCCCAUCUUGGCCGAGUUGCAUCAGCACACCGAACAACUGAUCCAGGAUCAAUUUGGCAACUAUGUCAUUCAGCACGUGUUGGAACAUGGUAAACCGGAAGACAAAUCGCAACUGAUAACCAGUGUUAGGGGAAAAGUCCUCAUGCUGAGUCAACAUAAAUUUGCCAGCAACGUGGUCGAGAAAUGCGUCACCCACGCUACAAGAGCAGAGCGCGCUCUUCUCAUCGAAGAGGUUUGCGGAUUUAACGAUAACGCUCUCCAUGUUAUGAUGAAGGAUCAAUAUGCUAACUAUGUAGUGCAAAAGAUGAUAGACGUCAGUGAACCAACACAGAGGAAAGUAUUGAUGCACAAGAUACGACCCCACUUGAACUCCUUGAAGAAGUACACUUAUGGCAAGCACAUUAUUGCCAAACUUGAAAAAUACUUCAUGAAAGCCCCAGGGUCGAUGGGCUCUAUCGGAGGAGAACUCGGCCCGAUUGGUCCUCCGACCAACGGCGUUCUUUAAAUUUCGCCAUUGAAAUUUUCACAUUUGGUUCUUUCGUGUUUUUGAUUAUUUCCAAUUUCCCAAAAUCAUGUGUCAUGUAAUUACGCUUUUUUUUGCACAGAUUUUUCAGUAUUUUUUUCAUUUUAUUUCUUUCAUUUUCAUAUUUAAAUAAUUUCAUAAUGAUUUUACCGUAUGAAGAAUAUUGUUAAGUUUAGUUUAUUCGAUGAAAUAUCCUGUACACAUUAGUGAAUAGUUUUUUGUAUUAUAGUUGUAAUUUAUAUGAUUUUGUGAUGAAGAAAGCACAUUUCUUGACUUUGGUUCAUUCAUAUACUCAUUCCCCCAGAUUUCAAUAUUGAGAUAAUUAUUUUUGAUCAAUUUAACACUAAAGUUUCUGUAAAUCUUUGGUGAGAGUGAUUUGUUUCGGGAAUGAUGAUAUACCUAUCAAAAUUUAAGAAUUGUGCACGUUAUUUCUUUAUUCAUCAUCAAGGUUGUAAAAAUUUUUAAGUUAUGAAUCUCACUGGAUUCAUCUCCAAUCGAUCCUACCUACUAUUUUAAAAACUGGUGCCGCUUAAUUUCAAAAUUUCUAUUUUCCAGGAAUUGUACAUAUAAAAAAAAACUGAACGAAUUAUUUAGCUAUGCAGGUUCUGACUAUCAUCAUCUUCGCUGAUGAUUCUGUUUCUCUUUCACAAUUUCGUGAUAGUUCUCAGGAAACAACCAUAAAUAUUUUCUAACAGAAAUUUUUCAAAACUUUGAAAUUUAACAAUAAUUGCUGAUCUUGAAAUUCGAAUCGAUUAUGAUUUUGCUAUUCUCUAAACACGCAAGAAAUUUCAUGAAUAACUUUGCCCAGAGAUGAAGUCUUAAGAUUUUUUCAGCUAUUGGCAGUUUCGCUUUGUUAUUUGCAUUUAUACUUGAAAUUUGCAUUUAACUAUGUAGUUUAGACAUUUCUCUGAAUAUUUAGACACCAUUUAUUCUCAGUUUACAACAAUAUCCCCCUUUUUUUCCCGAAAAUUACAUUUGAUUUCUCGAAUUAUUGCUGUUUAUUUUGGACAUGUGGUAAACUGAGUGUUAGAAAUUUCAAUUUCAACUUUAAUCAAUAUAUCAAUAUAUGCCCUAAAUAUAAAAUCGUUAGUUGAAAAACUCUAUAGGUGUUUUUGUUUCGCGGUUAGUAUGACAAUUUUCUUGUAUUUCUGGGUAUUUUUGAGGUUAGAGAAUUAAAAUUUUUUUCUUCAUAUGGGGGGCUUUUUUCGUGUAAAAAAAAAAGAAACAGAUCGGUAACAUUAUAUACAGAGUGCCCAAAUUUUUUUGCUAGCAGUCCAGAGACUUCUCGUGAUCGGAGACAGUACACAUCCAAUUUUUAAAAGGCGACAUUUCUUUCCUGAUGCUUUAAGGCAUAUACUGAUCAAAUUUUUCCUCGAUAUUUAGCAGAACAUUAGUCGAAAAUAUUGGAACGAUUAUUCUUAGUGAAUUUAUAAAUAAAUGUAGAAUUUGAAAGAGCACCUUUUUUAUUGGGUCUAGUAUUAAAAUUGUAAAAUGUAAUUGUAUUGUAAUAAUUGUACAGUUCUCUCAUAAAUUCCAAUCGUAAACCGUAAAUUGAUGAAUUAGUUGAUUCAAAGGCAUUUAUAUAAACUGUAUGUGGUGUGUUUAUAAUUUCACUAAUCAUGUUAUAUGUGUUUUGAAAUUUAUUCCCUGACAUGAACAUCUGUAAUAUCUAUCUCAAUUUGGUACACGACAAUUAGUGUAACAGUUCACCCAAUUGCUUUAUCCAAUAUGGCUUAGGUCGGUCACUUGAAAAAAUAGGUGAAUUGAAAGAUCAGAAAGAGGUUUGACUUGACAGGUUCCAAAUGCACUUCUCGAUUAUUUCAUACAUACUUUAGAAUGUCUUUAUUGUCAUUUGAAAGUUUCUUUCGGAUGUGUUACAUAUACAGGGUGUAACCUUUAGAAUAUACUGGUUGAAUGUUUGAAAUUUGGACAAAGUUAUCGGCACAUUGUCCUUUUUUAAAAUUUUUGCAACAAUACAUGACUUUCUAUUGUACAGGAAAUGGAAAUCAUCUAGCUUAUUUUAACACUAUAUUAUUACAUCAUAGAAUGUAUUUUGAAAUUUUAGAAAUAGAUGUUUUCAUUUUCGGUAUAACAGGAAGUCAUAAAUCCUUGCUAAUAUUUUUAAGAAUAUCCAUUCGCCUUAUAUCUUUGUACAAAAUUUCAAACAUAUCCCGUUAUUUCUCCUUGAACAUCCUGGGGGACACCCUGUAUAAACACUCCAAAUAAGGUUAGUAAAAUGGGUUUGAGAAGUUUUCUCACAAGGAGAGGGUGAGAAAUUAUUUCGAAUUAACUUUGAAUCCUAACUUUAAGUUUAAUUUUAGCAGCUACGCUCUAUAUUGACCAAUCAGCAUUAACAACCAUCCUGUAUCUACUUUCGUUGAAGGUUAGUGACUAAUCUUUUUCACAUCAUUUUGAAAUGGAAGAACAUUAUAAUACAAAAAAAAUUGAUUCAUUCAGGAGCCAGAAGUCUUGAAAAAACAAUAUUAAUGACAAUUUUUUUUCUAAAAAAAUAUGAAAACUUCACCUCUAACCCUCUCUUUGCCUAUUGGACCAUGAACAAAACCCAGUAUAUUUGAUUACCAUACGUUAUGAUUUUUUUUUCGAUUUGUUUGCCAUUUACAACUUUGAAAUUUUUUUGGGUGGAUUGAUUAAAUUAGGACACCUCUCCAGUCAUCUUUGGUAAGUGUAAAUAGAACAAGAAGAUUUUGUAUUAUAUGUAAUAUAGUUUCGUUUAUAAAUUUCCAAAAACAGCUAUUCGCAAGAUAACUUGAACAUUUUUGCACUUAUUAGAGAUAACUGAUAAUGCCGUUUCUCCUGAACCGCUUUGGUGAUAUGUGUAUAUAUGUGUUGAAUUUUUUCACAAACAAAUUUGAGACAGUGUUUAAUAGUGUAAUAUUGUAAAAUAAUUCUUUUGUACUUAGAAAAAUUGUUAUACAUUUCUCUUGUAAGAACUUGAAAGGUUCCCUAACAUUGAUUUUCCCUGAUUAUAUCGACAUAUUUGUUUGUACCAUUCAGAUUCUAUUGAAAAUAUAUUUGUAUAUAAAUUUUAACAAAACACAAUGGUGCCAUUGAUCUUUGAAUUCAAGAUUAUUGAGAGAUAUAUUCAAAAUUUUUGUACAAAGUGAAAAUACUUAUCAGAACAUGUAUAAAAGAUAUAAUUUCCAACAUAAAUAGGCUUGUAAUUAAUUCUUGCUUUUAUUGGAUCAUUUGAAACUGAACAUUGUGAUAACUUCUAUAUUAUUAAGUAUUUCAAAUUACUCUAGGUAUUAUUUAACUCCUUCAUUAUGAGUAAAUUUAAAGGUUAUUUCUAAGGGAAAUAAAGGAUACUUUUAAAAGAGAGAAUUAUGGAAAAUCAAUCUACGGAACCUUUUGACAAGCGGUGAGGGGGAAUAAGGUUGCUAACCUAAAAUUGGCCGAUCGGAUCAAGAUGGAAAAGUGGCCUCAGACUGAUGUAAAGAUACUAAAACUGUUGUAAAGUGUAAAUUCCUUUUGGUUAUAUCACCUUUGUAUACUGUAAAAUACAUGUGUAAAGAAAAUCUGUAUAAUGAGCCGUUUCAUUUUUCUUUAAUCCUUUGAGAUGUAAAAUUGUAAAGUAUGUAUUUUAUUAAAUUUUGAAUUGGAACAAGCGUUAUUCCGAUCGUUUCAUCAUUUGUACUUUAAUGGUGGCAUAUUUGUUGCCUCUUUGUAGUGGUAGCUGGACGGGGAUCACUUAAGUUGUUCACAUUAGAUGGCUCUCUGUGGAUUUACGGCUGUAUAUUUAUAUUUAUUAUUCGAUCUGUUUUAUGGAUGUGUAUAUUUAAUUGAUUAUCAAAUGCAUGUUAGGUUUAUUGGAUAUAUCAAAAUGUAUAAUAAUGUAUUUCGAUUUUAUUAUUUUUUACCACAGUAGUAUAAAUAAAUAAUAAUUCUAAAUGGA